AUGGCGGGAUUUUCAAUUGUGCCUGUAGACAAGAUCCUUGACACCAUCGAGGAGGUUGCAGACGAGCUGGACUUGCAGGUCCGCAGGAGGAAGAAGUAUGGUGUUGAAGACUUGGUUGGGCCUAAGGGUGAUUUCAUUGCCAGGGUAGAGAUUGAUCAACUAACUGAACAAUUGGGGGUUUUGUCAACAGUGGCAACACAGUAUGGGGUACACAGGAGCACAACAACAAGGGUGUGGCAGUUUGUACUAGACAACAUAGCCAAAGGGAAUGUCAUUGAUGUCAGAAGCAACAAAUUAGGGAAAACAGGACCACAACCCAAAUUUAUUAGUGAUGAGUACUUGCAGUCAGUGCCUCUGUACAAAAGGACCACAGAGAGAAGCUAUGCAGCAGCUUUGAAGGUAUCACAUGGAUUCCUUCACAAGUUGAAGAAAAAAGGCAGACUAAGAACACAUUCAGCAGCCAACCAUCCAGCACUCACACCAAAUCACAAAGUGGCAAGACUCAAGUGGGCAUUAGCCCAUAUUCACCCAAUCCCAGAAGUUGGAAAUCCAACUUUCAUUGAUAUGCAACAAGUCAUUCACAUAGAUGAGAAAUGGUUCUACAUGAACCCAGAGACAAGGCAGUUCUACCUCUUGCCAAAGGAAGAAAACCCAUACAUGUGUCAGCAAUCCAAAAGGUACAAAAUUAAAGCAAUGUUCAUGGCAAUGAUUGGGAAGCCCUUAUAUGACUUAGCUGGGAACAUGCUACAUGAUGGUAAGUAUGGAAUUUUUCCAUUCACCUACCAGCAAUUGGCCAAGAAGAAAAGCAAAAACAGAGAUGCAGGGACUCUUGAAACAAAGGCUGUGCAGAGUGUAACCAGAGAAGAAAUCAAAAAAAUGUUGUUAACUAACAUCAUCCCAGCAAUACACAAGCAAUGGCACCCUAGUUUGCCUAAGGAUAUAUUCAUCCAAUGGGACAAUGCCAGACCACAUCAAAUUCCAAGGGAUGAAGAGUUCAAGGCAGCAUGUACAGCAAAAGGGUUCAACAUACAACUGGUUUUUCAACCUGCACAGUCUCCAGAUCUUAAUGUACUGGAUCUUGGAUUGUUCAAGGUCAUACAAUCCUUGCAAUACCAGUCAUUUCCAAGAAAGAUUGAAGAGUUAAUAGAAAAGGUGUAUGAGGCCUAUGAAUGGUUUGAUCCAAUAUGCAACAAGUAUUCAUGGAUCACUACUCUCAUUAAUUUUUUGCAAAGUGUUAUGAUAAUGAUUCUAGAAAAGGAAGGUGGAAACAAUUUCAAUCCACCUCACAUGGGGAAGAAAAAGUUGGACAAUUUAGGCCUACUGCCAGAAUUUCUGGAAGUUGAGAAGGAACUCAUUGAAGAAGUAGUCAAACACCUCAACACACUUUUGAUUCCUAUUCAUCAACAACAUGAAGAGUACUUGGAUACAGAGGUUGAUGCAGACUAG
This is a messenger RNA of Chenopodium quinoa (quinoa), 1446 nucleotides long. RefSeq lists its product as uncharacterized. Gene Ontology annotation, molecular function: nucleic acid binding. The record is from RefSeq and is a predicted model, not a curated record. Lineage: Eukaryota; Viridiplantae; Streptophyta; Magnoliopsida; Caryophyllales; Amaranthaceae. The transcript is spliced from 4 exons. The coding region runs from base 1 to 1446 and encodes 481 amino acids.